CACUCCUCCCCCCACCUCUGUCUCCCCUGUGUUCCUCCCCUAACCCAAAUUCAAAAUGAUCGUCUACAAGGACUUGAUCAGCGGUGAUGAGAUGAUGACGGACGCAUUCCCGCAGAACCCUGUGGUCGGCAACGACGGCGAGACCGUCGAGGGCAUGUUUGAGGUUGAAUCUUCCACCGCGGUCAAGGGUUCUGACAACGUGGACAUUGGCUGCGGAAACGCGUUCGGCGGCGAAGAGGAGGUCGUCGACGACUCUGUGGAGAAGGUGAACAACGUCAUCGACCCUUUCAAGUACACCGAGGUACCUUUCGGAAGCAAGACUGAGCUCAAGGAUUACCUCAAGGAGUAUGUACGGAGUGUACGUGCUAAGCUGAAGGAGAAGGGAACGCCGCAGCCCGAGAUCAAGGAAUUCAUGGCGCAGGCACCAGGGAUGGUCAAGUUUCUUUUGAGCAAAUUUGCCGACAUGCAGACAUUUGCGGGAGAAUCGAUGACGGCGGAGGGGGGGAUGGCGUUCGGUUACUACAAGGACGGAGCCCACAACCCGACAUUCGCGUACAUCAGCAAGGCCAUGGAGGCAGAGAAGUUCUAACCAUCGGAGGCUGCUGUGGAAUCAAUCGAGUCUAGGGCGAGAAUCAGAAAGGAGACGCCCUUCCGGGGGCGAGUGGGGCGUUCGGCGGGGAGAUCGGACGGAGCGGUCAAAUCCCAAGGACUUCGAACAGGCUCUGCUAGCUCGCGCAUGUGAUGCGAAACGAAAGGGGCCGAUGCCUGUUUGUGGUUGCGUACUGGAUGCAAUUACGAUGUUUGUCAAUGGGACAAGCUUUGGCACUGGGUGUUGGCAUUGCGCAUUGGAUCUCUUGGGAGAUGCGUUCAUGGGAUACCGUUUUAGUACUGCGCCCUGCCCCCGCGUCAACCGCGGCGAGCGAAUGCGUGGCCUGUUGUUCCUGCUGUCGUUUUGAGCAAGCAGCUCAAUCGUUUCCUGCAAAUAACACGUGACGCAUCCUCCUUGGCGCGGCACGCAGUUGAACGACCGCCCCACGUCACUACGGUCUUGUUUAUAGACAGAAAACUCAUAACCUUGCCCACAGUCUUGCUAGAGGCUUGCACGCUUGGCGUCAACGGCGUUGGGCGCUGCGUGUAUUAACUUGUCGCGCACAUUUUCAUCAACGCUCUCGCCAAAAUGGACCAAAAGGACAAGACGUCUCGACGUCCCAAUAUGAACUGUGGUGAUCUUUUUCGCCCCCCCAUAUACAUGGGGCAUAACAACACUCAUAGUUUCUCCAACAAAAUAAUAUGCUCGGUCCGCAUGCGCCUUCUCGCACCGGCUGCUGACCUGAAAGUCGCCCAACCCAGAACGUCUAAAACUGCACCCCCCUCCUGUGUUCGCAACACCUCCACUGUGCGCAACAAACUCGACCUUGUGUCAACCUCAUCACCGUCACCGAGCAUAAUGCCAAUGCGCCCCCCCACUCUCAAAGCGUUUGUGGUUGCAAGAAUCCAGUCUUUUUGGUCUUUUUCCCAGUUAUCCUCCCUGCGGGUGCUUACGUCUCCGGAGCCUCCGGAAUAAGCCUCCCUUUUUCUGUCUCUUCUUAUCUUUCGUUUCGAACCGAUCUCUCCGAUGACCCACUCGUCAGCCCAAUUCCGCCCUGUGGGUACGCGACUGUUGGAAAAAAUGGACGUCCUAUGCAUAGAACGGCUCUGUUCUGUACUCCCGAGGCGGCCCAUCACAGAUCUCACUUGACGAGCGUGAGCGAGAUAAUCGUACACGCCGGGGUAAGGGGGUGAAGUGAGAACGGCAUCGACGACCAAGCUGUUGGAAUUGUGCUCGUCACCGCCAACGGGAGCCUUCGGCUUGAAGCACGCCGCCAAGUUUUCCAAACCGCCACCACCGGCGUUCUCCUUCCCUCCGACUCCGACGUCAACAACCAGAGGUAAAGGGUGGCGAGCAUCCCUACGAAGGAUGACGGGCGUCUGAGGCAGACAAGGCGCGGCACCUGCCGUGGCGGCACUAGCCAAAUUCUUGACCGCAAUCGUGUACUCCCUGCAUAC
Ectocarpus siliculosus is the source of this 2046-nucleotide messenger RNA. Lineage: Eukaryota; Phaeophyceae; Ectocarpales; Ectocarpaceae. The record is from the annotation of a GenBank genome assembly.